Molecule: messenger RNA, 1375 nt
Organism: Pyrus x bretschneideri (Chinese white pear)
Lineage: Eukaryota; Viridiplantae; Streptophyta; Magnoliopsida; Rosales; Rosaceae
Exons: 4
Coding region: 327-1241 (304 amino acids)
Source: RefSeq, a predicted model, not a curated record
CCUCUGGUUUUUCAUAUUCCUUUUCAUAGCCUUCUGCAUUUAUCUUAAACAAAUCCCAACUUGCUUGCUUGUAUAUAUCGAAGCGACUUGGACAGUUGGAAGUAGAACCCUAUUCCCCUUCCCUCUCGAAAGGUUCCACAUACAUAUGCAGAUUGUGAAAGCAUAAACAUAUGCGUUUCGUUCUUCUGUUUUGUUUUUGCAUUCUCUUUCUACCAAUUUUCUGUAUUGAAAUACUGAUAAUUUGAGUCAACAAUACAUAACCCACAUUGAAUCCAUCCAAAUAUCAUCCAUCAAAUCAUUCUUCAAAGCAUUUGGAAGAUUUGAGAAUGGGGUUUUCGGUCCUGGGAUCAGUGGGCUCUCAUAUUUUAGUAAGAAAUUCUUACGAAAGGACUUUGAAGAUUCAAUCUUUCAGGGAAAGAGAGAGACCCACCAUUGGUUUCGAGCUCUCAAGGUCGAGGUCCUACCAUGGAAGAAUCAAGUCGAGCAAGUAUGAAUUACCUGACUUUGAUGAAAGAACAAGCCCAAAUGAGGUGAGGAAAGAGAUACAACGAUGUUAUGAACUGAUACACAGACUUGGGAGAGGAGUCGUGUAUCUGGGUUCUUCAAGGAUGGGACCUGAUCAUUCACAUUAUUCGAAAACGCUAGAGUUAAGUACAGAGAUUGCAAAUCUUCUGGGAUGUACUUCAUGGACGGGGGCUGGUCCGGGGCUAAUGGAUGCUGCUACUAAAGGUGCUUUGCGUGCAGGAAAAUCGGUUGGUGGAUUUAAGAUUGGUAAAGAAGCUGGCGAAUGGACAGCAUCAAAUUAUCAUCCCUACCUACCAUCAGAAGUGUAUCUCACAUGCAGGUUUUUCUCUGCUAGGAAGCAUGGUUUGGUAGAUGCUGUAGUUAGAAGCAGUAGUUCCGAACGGACAGCUGUUGUUGCUCUCCCUGGUGGGAUUGGUACUCUCGAUGAAGUUUUUGAGAUAUUAGCACUGAUUCAGCUAGAACGAAUUGGGUCAAAGCUUCCAGUUCCGUUCUUGUUGAUGAACUACGACUCAUUCUAUUCAAAGCUACUAAACUUCCUUGAUGAUUGUGAGGACUGGGGUACCCUCUCCAAGGGAGAGCUUUCAUCACUUUGGAAGGUUUGUGACAGUAACUCAGAGGCUUUGGCUUAUUUGUCAGAGUUUUACGACUUACCUCUUAGCGAGAAAGGAAGGCAUGACAACGAAUUGGAAAGUGCAAGCGGAAAAUUGUCUCAAUGAGAUUUGCAGUUGAAGUGGUUGUCUGUAGAAUGCCUUUUCCAUUCAAGCAAUGGUCUCAAAAUCUGUUGUAACUUAAUCACACUUGCGUGCGGAAAUAUUGUUCACUGCCUGAAUUUAGAUUUCCAUUUUCCUCA